CCUCUCCCUCCCCCCUCAAAACAUAAAAAAUCAGAGCUGCUCUGAGCUCCGACUGAAAUAAUGGAAGCACGGAGGCUAUUCGACGACGGAGCCGCGAUACACUUGGAUUCCGAUAACCGAAGCUCCACAAUAAGGCCUAGUACCGUUCAUCCCUCACUUCAACCCAACUACAGCUGCCAGAAAGUCCAGAAAGCAUUAGAGAACUUGGCAUCUAUUGAGCUGAGUGAACUCUGCAACGAAGCAAAAGUUGAGCAUUGUCGAGCUACAAGGGACUUAAGAAGCUGUGGAAGAUGUGUUCAAAGUGUGUUGAUUACAUGUGGCCAUGCCUCUUUAUGUGAAGAAUGUAGUCAGCGAUGUGAUGUUUGCCCAAUUUGCAGAAUUCCCCUUUCAAAAAAUGGGAAUAAACUAUCUCUUCGCCUAUAUUAUGAGUGCAUUGAAGCUGGUCUUAUUUCCAAGAGAUAUGAUGACAGGUUUCAAGAAAAAGAUGGGGAGAAACAAGCAACAGCAGACAUUGAAAGGCUGUAUUCGUUUUUUGAUGUUGCAUUAGAGAACAAUCUGCUAUCUCUAAUCUGCCAUUAUAUUACAGAUGUUUGUAUGGAUGAAACUGCUGUUUCUAGUGAUCCAGUUGUUGCUAUGUUGCUGGAUGAAGUGGUUGUCAAAGAUUGGUGCAAGAGAACAUUCAAAAACAUCAUUGCUGAGCUUCAGCCUAUUUAUAAUCUUAAUGCAGACGAAAUGAAAGAAAAGUCAAACACCCUUCUCAAGCUUACAUCAAGGCUAACCUCCAUAUCCACAGUUCUAGAAGAAUUCGAAUCAUCCUUCAAAGAUUCCCUUUCUGCACAGCUUCAUGAUGUUCACCACUUACAAGAGAGCAUACUAAAAACAAAACAGCAUAUGGAGAUGAUGAUUUGGUAUACAAGGCAUCAAUCUCUUGAAAUUCUAAAUCAUCAUGAUAGUUUCUCCUCAUGGCAUUCUGAUGUCCGUGAGAGAAAGUCAAUGGCAGUCAAACGCGCGUGGCCUUCUCCUAUGGGAACUUCAGGGAAAGACAUUGCAAUGCUGUUCAUUGAAGAUGCUUUAUCAAAUCUUGAUGCACAACAGGAGUAUGCAACAAAUAAAGAUGAUGAAUUUCAAAUUGCUUCUUUACAAAAAGAUGGAGGUUUAUCUUUUUCACGAGUUAAAAUAGAAGGAAUGGUGGGAAGUUAUCCUUUUGAAAACCUGAGAUCAGCUAUUGACAUUCUGUUUCUUUGUGGAAGUUCAGAUUUGGUUGUAGCAAAACAAGCAAUCCUGUUAUAUUACCUGUUUGAUCGACUCUGGAAAAUACCUGAUGACAAAUGGAGAUACUGUGUAGAUGACUUUUCUUCUACAUUUAACAUAGCAAGACACUCAAUAUUGGAAUCAUUUACUUUCUAUCUUCUUGAUGACCACAGUGAUGAAGCCCUACAGGAAGCUUGUGGGCUUCUCCCAGAGAUAUCGGGGCCCACAACACAUCCAAAAGUGGCACAAGUUUUAUUAGAAAGAGAAAACCCUUAUGCAGCUCUAAUGGUGUUACGUUACUCAGGAAGCGAGAAUGCAACAGAGUUAGUCUCACUCUCACUCAAUGAGGCUGUGACAGGUGUCCGUGUGAGAGUAGAAUGUGGGCUUCUGAUUGAAGCAUUCAUGUAUCAAAGAUCCAUUUGCACGAAAUUCAAAAAAAAGAAAUCAAGACAUGGUUUUUAUGAUGAUGAUGAUGAUUUUGAAAGUGGGAUUAAAAUCAAUUGGUUGGAAAUACUCGUGACAGAAAUUUGUAUUCUUUGUAUUAGAAGGAAUUUAGUUGACCGAAUUAUUGGAUUACCAUGGAAUGUUGAUGAAGAAAAACAUCUUCACAAAUGUCUUUUGGAUUAUGCUUCUGAUGAACCUUUGACCAAUACUGGAAGUCUUCUUCUUGUCUUCUAUCUACAGCGUUAUCGAUAUGUGGAAGCAUAUCAAGUUGACCAAAAGCUUCAAAGUAUUGAACAUGAAUUUGUUUCCAAGAACUCAAUUGAUGAUGACGUGGCAAACAGAAUGAGUUCCAUACAACAUUGGAGAAAAGGAUUAGUUGACAAAAGUAUACAGCUAUUACCGGAAGUCGAACAAGAGAAAGUGAAAAAUGGUGAAAUGACCGAAUUACCCCUGUUGGAGAAUGAUAUUCCAGGACAAGCUGAUUAUCUCCCAAAACAAAAUCCUACUCUUCCUUCUCUUCUUUUUCAAAUGGGCGAUGAAAACCCUUCACCAAAAUCGAAUUUAACAAAUUAUGGUACCCCUCAAGUGAAUAAUAAUAAUAAAUUUAGUGAUAUAGAAAGAGAAAGAGGAAUGAGUAUGCUUAAAUCCAUCAGUAAAAGCUUCAAAUUUGAUGAUAUAAACACUACCACUACAACACCAUUAAAGGAGUUUAACAGAGGCUCUUCAAGAAUUCGGAAGAACAAGCAGCUUUCUCAAAAUGACCAAAAUGACCUUCCGAGUUCUAGUCCCUUAUUCGGGAAUCUUGCUACAAAUUCUGAAAGACCGAGUAGAUUUGGUAGAAGAGAUGUUGUGGAAGCUUCUGGUGAUGUUAUGGACAUGUCUUGGAGUAACAAAGAGGAGAGGGAGAGGGGGGAUCCUGUGUAUUCUUCUAAUGGUGGACCUCGAUGGAGGUCAGAUGAUUGUGAAGAAGAACAUGAUGAGAUUCAGAUUCAGAGCCCUGAAAGAUUUACAACAAAUCAAACACCAUCAAAAGGAUUGAGAAGAAGCAGGAGGCUAGCUGGAAGAUGACUGUUUUUUAGAAGCCAUUGUUGGCUAUAGUUUUGUUUGUGUGUGUUAUGAUAUGAAUUGGAAGAGAUGAGUCUUUUUUAGAGUAUAAAUUGGGUUUAUUUGAAAAUAUUAAAUAUGGGUAAAAUACUCUAAAUGUAAUUUUUUGAAUUGGGUAAUUGCUAUUUGGAAUGUUGGAAA
Messenger RNA from Lactuca sativa (garden lettuce), 2940 nucleotides. It is a transcript of the gene HOS1, whose product is annotated as ubiquitin-protein ligase. The record is from RefSeq and is a predicted model, not a curated record. Gene Ontology annotation, molecular function: ubiquitin-protein transferase activity. Gene Ontology annotation, biological process: protein ubiquitination. NCBI's taxonomy places the organism in Eukaryota, Viridiplantae, Streptophyta, Magnoliopsida, Asterales, Asteraceae.